Molecule: messenger RNA, 1950 nt
Organism: Sordaria macrospora k-hell
Lineage: Eukaryota; Fungi; Ascomycota; Sordariomycetes; Sordariales; Sordariaceae
Biological process (GO): tricarboxylic acid cycle; mitochondrial electron transport, succinate to ubiquinone
Molecular function (GO): electron transfer activity; succinate dehydrogenase (quinone) activity; flavin adenine dinucleotide binding
Source: RefSeq, a predicted model, not a curated record
AUGUCUUCUUUGGCUUGGAGAAAGUUGGCUGCGGCGCCCACGCUUGCGCGUGCCGCCAGCAGAGUCCAGAACAGAGCCUUUUCCUCGACAAGGCCGGCCGCCCGCGUCAUCGCUCCCGGUGGUCCUCUCCGCGCUAAGGAGGCUUCUCCCCAUCUCAGCAACAAGUACCAUGUCAUCGACCACGAGUUCGAUGCCAUCGUUGUCGGUGCCGGCGGUGCCGGUCUCCGUGCCGCUUUCGGUCUCGCCGAGGCUGGCUUCAACACUGCCUGCAUUUCCAAGCUCUUCCCCACCAGAUCUCACACCGUCGCUGCCCAGGGUGGUAUCAACGCUGCGCUCGGCAACAUGCACGAGGAUGACUGGAGAUGGCACAUGUACGACACCGUCAAGGGCUCCGACUGGCUCGGUGACCAGGAUGCUAUUCAUUACAUGACCCGUGAGGCUCCCGCCUCCAUUGUCGAGCUCGAGAACUACGGCUGCCCCUUCUCCCGUACCGAGGACGGCAAGAUCUACCAGCGUGCUUUCGGUGGUCAGUCCAAGGAGUUCGGCAAGGGCGGCCAGGCUUACCGCUGCUGCGCUGCUGCCGACCGUACCGGCCACGCUCUUCUCCACACCCUCUACGGCCAGUCUCUCCGCCACAACACCAACUACUUCAUCGAGUACUUCGCCAUCGACCUGAUCAUGCAGGAUGGUGAGUGCCGUGGUGUCCUCGCCUACAACCAGGAGGACGGCACCCUCCACCGUUUCCUCGCCAACAACACCGUUCUCGCCACCGGUGGAUACGGACGCGCCUACUUCUCCUGCACUUCCGCCCACACCUGCACUGGUGACGGUUCCGCCAUGGUUGCCCGUGCCGGUCUCCCCAACCAGGAUCUCGAGUUCGUCCAGUUCCACCCUACUGGUAUCUACGGCGCCGGCUGCUUGAUCACCGAGGGUGCUCGUGGUGAGGGUGGUUACCUCCUCAACUCCGAGGGUGAGCGUUUCAUGGAGCGUUAUGCUCCUACCGCCAAGGAUCUCGCUUCCCGUGACGUCGUCUCCCGCUCCAUGACCAUGGAGAUCCGCGAGGGUCGUGGUGUCGGCCCCGAGAAGGACCACAUCUACCUCCAGCUCAGCCAUCUCCCCGCUGAGAUUCUCGCCGAGCGACUCCCCGGUAUCUCCGAGACCGCCGGUAUCUUCGCUGGUGUCGAUGUCCGCAAGCAGCCCAUUCCCGUCCUCCCCACCGUCCACUACAACAUGGGUGGUAUCCCCACUCGCUACACUGGUGAGGUUCUUACCGUCGACGAGAAGGGCAACGACAAGGUUGUCCCUGGUCUCUUCGCUUGCGGUGAGGCUGCUUCCGUCUCUGUCCACGGUGCUAACCGCCUUGGCGCCAACUCUCUUCUCGACUUGGUCGUCUUCGGCCGUGCCGUCUCCCACACCAUCCGUGACAACUUCACUCCUAGCGCCAAGCUGAAGCCCGUUGCCGCCGAUGCCGGUGCCGACUCCAUCGAGGUCCUCGACAAGAUCCGCACUUCCGACGGUCCCAAGAGCACCGCCGAGAUCCGCCUCGCCAUGCAGAAGACCAUGCAGCGCGACGUCUCCGUCUUCCGUACCCAGGAGUCCCUUGACGAGGGUGUUGAGAAGAUCACCCAGGUCGACCAGAUGUUCGACCAGGUCGGUAUCAAGGACCGCUCCAUGAUCUGGAACUCUGAUCUCGUCGAGACCCUUGAGCUCCGCAACUUGCUCACUUGCGCUACCCAGACCGCCGUCUCCGCCGCCAACCGCAAGGAGUCUCGUGGUGCCCACGCCCGUGAGGAUUACCCCGAGCGUGACGACGCCAACUGGAUGAAGCACACUCUGUCUUGGCAGAAGCAGCCCCACGGCAAGAUCGAGCUCGGUUACCGCCGUGUCAUUGACAAGACCCUCGACGAGAAGGAGUGCGCUCCUGUCCCUCCCUUCAAGCGUGUCUACUAA